Molecule: messenger RNA, 1192 nt
Organism: Zonotrichia albicollis (white-throated sparrow)
Lineage: Eukaryota; Metazoa; Chordata; Aves; Passeriformes; Passerellidae
Source: RefSeq, a predicted model, not a curated record
AUGAUGAAGGAUAUGGCAUCCUCAAGACUGGAAGAUUUAUGCCUCCACAUCAAUAUGAAGAUUUCAGAAAUUAAAAAGUGUCUCCUAUUGAGAGACAUAGGUGAGGAUGAUUUCUACAAGCCUAUGCUCCGUAAAAUACAGAAUGAGGUGGUCCUUGUACAUGAUCUCCUGAAUAAAAUGGAAAAUGAAGUUAAACAGCAAGAAAAACUGAAAGAUUCACUCAAAGAGAUGCAGAAGGCUGCUGAGAGAGAUCAGAAGGAAGCACAGCACCUCCUUGAACACAUUCCACGCUAUCUGCCUAAACCCCAGAGCUGCAACACCGUGCCAGCUGUGAAACACAAUGGAGAAACAGAGGCUGUAGAACCCAUCACGGAGAAGAAAGAGAAGAAACCUGCAAAAGAGAAAAAACCCAUUAAAGAAGCACCAUUAAUAACCAUGGAGGAGUUUGAAAAUGUUCCUGGGUAUUUGAAAGGCCGAAUAACAUAUGAUCAGAUUAAUGCAGUUGUUCAAGAGAUUAACAAGGCCGUGGUGGGCAAGUACAAGAUCUUGUAUCAGCCUUUGAAGUCUAUGAGUGCACCAGUCAGAAACCUCUACCACAGGUUCAUAGAAGAAGAAACUAGGGAUACAAAAGGAUCGUUUUUCAUUGUGGAGGAUGAUAUCAAGAUGUUCACUCACCUGAAAUUGGACAAGAAGUUCCACAGCAUCCUCAGCAUCCUGAGGCACUGCCAGAGAGUGAGAGAGAUCCGUGGCUCGGGGCUCAUCCGCUACGUCAUCUGCUAACAGCUCCCCAUGAGUGACCAGACACCCUGCCCUGCUCUCCAGCAGGGCCAGACAGACAGGGGUUUUCGGGCAUCUACCCUAAAUUAGGAGUGGCGUUCAAGUAUUUGAGUUUUAAUUUGCAAAGUUAUGGGAACUAUAAACCCGCACCAGAAAGUCAGCUAGGCGCAUUUUAUGGUCAGUAAAGUUCUCUGCAUUUUGACCAUGUUCCUUUGGUCCUUUUGUGUUUCUGAGUGUUUUUUUUUUCUUUUUUUCUCUUUCUCUCAGAGAAUUUUUCUCCCGUUUGUUGCCUAAGAGAUGAGAACAAUGGAUAUUGGAGACAAAAGAUGUGGCAGCAGAGGGGUGGGACUGUGAGGUGGGGAGGAAAAGGGAUGCAGUUUGGCACUGUCCCUUAGCUGUGGGGAUUUCUCUUAGG